CUCAUCAGCUGACGGUGCGCGUGACGCAGUGGGCAGUGUACUGACUUCCGAAAAAACACGAAUCAGAGUAAAAGUAUGUGAAUCAACGGGUGUUUUUAAGUGUUAGCGGUGGGAUUUCGGGAGAGAUGCCGUCCAAUAAGAGUGUCUCAGACGCCCCGAUCACACAGUUUGUGAACUGUAGGAUACUGAAAGACCACAGACUGCAAUGGGAAGACCUGUGGGUCCGCGAGGGCAAGAUUCUGAACCCAGAGAAGCUGUUUUUCGAUGAAGAGGGUUAUGCAGAUCACAAAGUUGACUGCGGGAAAAAAAUCAUUGCACCUGGAUUCAUAGACGUACAGAUAAAUGGUGGAUAUGGCAUCGACUUCUCCCAGGCCAGUGGUGACAUCAGAAGAGGUGUGGCUCAGGUGGCCAAAAAGAUUCUAGAACACGGGGUCACUUCCUUCUGCCCCACCCUGGUCACGUCUCCACCGGACAUAUACCAUAAGGUCAUUCCUGAGCUCAGAGUUCAGGACGGUGGGCCUGAAGGGGCAGGAGUUUUAGGUAUUCAUCUGGAGGGGCCGUUCAUCAGUGAACAGAAGAGAGGCGCUCACCCUCCUAAGUUCCUCCGCACUUUUAAAGCGGGGGGCGUGGCCGACCUGAUGGAGACUUAUGGGCACCUGGACAAUGUCGCCUUGGUGACCCUUGCACCAGAACUAGCCAAUAGCGCGGCUGCAAUCCGUGAGCUGUCAGGAAGAGGCAUAGUGGUGUCACUUGGUCACUCUAUGGCUGAUCUCUCUCAGGCUGAAGAGGCUGUGCAGAAUGGAGCCAUGUGCAUAACGCACUUAUUUAAUGCCAUGUUGCCUUUUCAUCACAGAGACCCAGGCAUUGUGGGAUUGCUUACAAGUGACCGUAUUCCACCAGGUCGGAUGGUUUACUACGGUAUGAUCGCAGACGGGAUACACACACACCCUGCAGCGCUGCGCAUCGCAUACAGAGCUCAUCCUGCUGGGUUGGUGCUGGUCACUGACGCUGUGACAGCGAUGGGUCUGCCUCCUGGUCAACACUCACUCGGACAGCAGCAGAUUGACAUCCAGGGCCUUCACGCUUACGUCGCAGGCACUACAAUUCUGAGUGGCAGUAUUGCGACCAUGGACAUGUGUGUGAGACACUUCAGAGAGGUGUCAGGCUGUACAGUAGAAGCUGCAUUAGAAGCUGCAUCACUGCAUCCUGCUCAGCUGCUGGGUAUCAGUCACAGGAAGGGAACUCUGGAGUUCGGCACUGAUGCAGAUUUCAUUGUGCUUGAUGACACACUGACAGUCAGGGAAACCUACAUUGCUGGACAGCAGGUCUGGAGGAAGUGACAUCAUCCGGAGGACUGUCUUCGGCUGGGAUCGCUAAGAGUUUUUUGGUUAGAAUUUUUUUUCUGUCUUCGGACUUGGAUCACUGAGACACAUCAGUGCUAAAACAUACAUGUUAUUCUGUCUCAUUACAUUUAAUUCUGUUGAUUGAUUCCUGAAUAUAAGAACUACUACAUAUAUUCAAACACUGUUAUGACACUCUUUAUGCUGAUGUACUGUAGCUGAAUGCAUCUUAGGGCAUUCAAAAAAAAAAGAGCCAGAAAUCAUUUUUAUUUCAUGGGUGUGUGUGGAUGUCGAACACAAAUCUAACUUGUUCAAAUGUGAAAAACAAAAGUAAAAAAAAAAACCUUAAGGGUCCAGUAUUUUAACCUACAUAAACCAGUGCUCCCAAUCUGAUGUGAAACUGGACAGUCACUGAUUUCAAUGAUGUUUAUAUUCUGUUCUUUUUAUUUGUAGACAUUUUUAAGGACACACAGUUUUCAGUAUUAUAUUUUCAGUAUAUUGAUAAAAAUGUAUUUUUGUGAGCGUGAAUGAGGAAGAUGCACAUGAUAGAUGCAUUAAAGAUAUCCAGCUUACACCGAU
Messenger RNA from Carassius auratus (goldfish), 1919 nucleotides. RefSeq names its product amidohydrolase domain containing 2 (gene amdhd2). The coding region runs from base 126 to 1340 and encodes 404 amino acids. The transcript is spliced from 12 exons. Gene Ontology annotation, biological process: N-acetylglucosamine catabolic process. Lineage: Eukaryota; Metazoa; Chordata; Actinopteri; Cypriniformes; Cyprinidae. Gene Ontology annotation, molecular function: N-acetylglucosamine-6-phosphate deacetylase activity. The record is from RefSeq and is a predicted model, not a curated record.